GAUACGUCAUCACGCAUCGUCUGUACCAUGGCGACGGAGACGCUGAGAGCGUUUGCGUGCAGUUUCUCCAUCAUAUUCCUGUUAAAACUAAACGCUUUUUUCUGCCAGCAGUUCUCUAUAUCUUUUCAGCAGCCUUCGGAUUGUGGUGUGGACAGUUAUUUUGAUAUUUCGAGCUUGUCUUGUGUGAAAUGCGGGUCGAAUCAAGUUAGCAGCAAAUCAGGGCUAGCAUGUAAGUGUAAGACUGGUUUUAGGGUGCUGGUCAGCAAUGGGGCGUCCAUCACGUGCCAGCAGUGUCCUGAUGCGAAUCAGGGGGUCACCCAAGAUGGGUACGGGUGCAUCCGUUGUCCUGGAAGUAUAGGAGAGAAUGGCAAGUGUCAGUGUCCUAAGGGAAGUGUGUUGGUGGAGAGAGACGUGAGUGGGAAUCCAUUAAAUGAAUCCCGAUGUGAGGCAUGUAAUGUAACAGAGCCCGCAUUUUCUGCCCCAGAUACAGCAGGCAACAGGUGUGUAAGAUGUGAUGACUCCUUCAUCAACUCAUCUCAGUCUUGUGUUUGCGGUACUUUAAACGUACAGGCAGGUGGGAUGUGCUUUCCUUCGGGGAAUGGUCUGCCUACCUCAGUUCUCCCAAAUGUCAUCUUUAGCCAACUGGGCAACUCUGUCCCAUCAGCAUGGUUUUCAAACUUCAUGUAUUCUUCAGCAGCUGCGUGUUUGCUGUUCUCCAACCGGACAGGAUGCCAGUCUCUGGGCAAUAUGUGUGUAAUGAACAUGCACUCCUUUAGCACCAUCAACAACGAUGCCUGUGGCCUCUACAACACAGUCUACAGAGCAACAGCUGCUCUGGGCAGCAGCCAGGAUGUCUCCUACUGGAGGGCAAACCUGCCUUGGCUCUACUAUGGAGACCAGCUUGGAUUGGCAUCACGGAUUCUACAGAAUGAGCCGCUUCCAGUUGGAUUCAGCUUUAAAGGGGCACAAAAGAACACUAACAUUGAGCUGCGCGCUGCUGUUUACUCAGUGCGUGGGGAGUUUCUGAGAUGGGAGAGUGUUGGUGGAGGAAACCUUCAGCUCUGUCCAGAUACCCUUAUCAGACAACAGUCUGCUUUCACAUUUGGGACAGCCUACAAGCAGAGUUGUGUUCUCUCAGUGUCAGAGCUUCUGAAUAAAUAUCCAGAGCCUGUUUUCUAUGACGUGUUCCUGGUCAUUCAGAAGCCACAGGAAGACAAGCGUCUUCUUGCAGUGCCUCUCCUAAAUAUCAACCAGCAGUUUAAUGGCCAGUUCACUAAUGAGGGAUCCAACAUGAAUAACUGGUUACUGACCCGGAGGCUUAUGCUUGUGGACACGUUGAGUGGAAGGCAAAACUCUUUAACUUCUUCACCUGGGGUCAUACGUGUGGCCACUAACAUUAAGAUAAGGUUUCAACUAGUGCCGAAUACACAGAAAGGACAGGUGUACCCCCCUCUGAUGACUGUGACUUACUCAGAUAUACCUGUCACUGACCCCACCACACAGACUGUUACAGUGUCAUUCUUUAUUGAGUAUACGAUGGACCAAGAAGAAGCUAGGGUCAAAACUGAUAUUGCUCUUGGUGUGCUGGGUGGCAUGGCUGUUGUGCACUCUUUAUUGAAGACGGCAAGCUGGAAAAGAAGAAUCGCAUCUCCUCUCAUUGACCUGCAGACCAUUAUGAAGUUUCUGGUGUUUUAUGCUGGUGACCUGGCAAAUGUUUUCUUCAUCAUCACAGUUGGGACUGGCCUCUACUGGCUCAUAUUCUUUAAGACAGUGGAGGCCCAGCUAUUUGUUUCUGUGUUGCUGCCAUUACCGGCUCAGGAGGAACGCUUUGUUGUUUAUGUCGGCUGUGCCUUCGCUUUGAAGACUGUACAAUUUCUUCAUAAGCUCUUUGUUCAGCUGUCUGUAGAUAUCUUCUUCAUAGAUUGGGAAAGACCUCGUGGUAAAGCCAGUAAACAUGUGGAGGGGUCUGGUGAAGCAAAAAGUCAAGCAUCUCCUGUCAGUAUCUGGAGAACAUAUUUUGUGGCCAAUGAGUGGAAUGAGAUUCAGACCAUUCGCAAGAUCAACCCCACAUUUCAGGUCAUUGCUGUGCUUUUCUUCCUGGAGGUGGUUGGUUUCUCAAAUUUGGCUUUAAGAGACCCCUCAUCCAACCUGCGUCGGUCUGCAGAGGCAUACACACCGCCUUACAGCCUCAUACUCCGUUAUGGUGUGGCUUCUGCAAUGUGGCUCUGCAUUGGCUUAAUACAGAUUAUAUUUUUCACAGUAUUCCAUGAACGCUUUAUUGAAGACAAGAUUCGCCAGUUUGUGGAUCUGUGCUCCAUCAGCAAUGUCUCAGUGCUGCUGCUGUCUCAUCGAUGUUUUGGCUACUACAUUCAUGGACGUUCUGUUCAUGGUCAUGCUGACACUAACAUGGAUGAGAUGAAUACAAACCUGAAGAGGGAGGCGGAGAAUCUGUGUGGCCAAAGGGGACUUUUGCCGAACUCAGACACACAGACGUUUCAGAUUUCAAUAACCAACCGCCUGCGAGCACAAUAUGACCGGAUAAUUGAGCCAAUCAGCAGGACAUUUUUUCCCAAGAGACGUGGCCCCUCAAGGUUGGUGGAUGCUUCAGCCAAUCCAUGUGAGCUGAGCACAAAAGCUUACCAUACGAUGAACCGAUUCCUAGGCUCUGUCAUUGAUCAUGCACAUCGUGAGAUGGAUUACAUAGUGAAAGAUAAGCUGCUAUUUGAGAGACUUAUCGGUAUGGAGUUUAUAGAGCCACUGGAUAAAAGCAUCUUCUAUAAUGACGAUUCUCAUUCAUUCUCUGACGUCCUCUUUUAUGGUAACGAGGCUGUGCUGUUGAUCUUCGACACCCUCUUUUUCUGUGUUGUGGAUCUGGGCAGUCAGAACUUUAUUCUCGCGGCUGUGUUAACAUACCUCCAGCAGCUGGUCUUCAGAUUGAUACGAAAUGGAAUGGGCCGCAGGAACCUAGCUAGCAAAACUCUGGUUGACAAACGGUUUCUCAUCUAGUUCCUCCAUUUUCUUUUUUCUUAAUGGUGUUUCUGUUUUAUGCCAUGGCAGCCUUCAGAUUUUUGUAUUGUUUUUGUAUAAAAGUGUCAUUCGUGCAGGAUUUUUGUACUUUCUAUGCCAGGACAGUUCAGGAUUUGAUGUAUUAAUCUUCUGAUAUUAAUUAUUUUUGAACAAUUAAAUCUGUUCUUGGUUUUUAUGAUGCCUUUCCUGAUAAAUUUGAUUCUACAAAGUUUGCUUCAAGUUUUUUAAACUUCUACAGAGCACACAAGCCAUGGCUCCUAAGUGUAAGUUCUGUAUAGGUGGUUCUAUGGAAGUUAGUGUAUGUCUGCAAAUAUGAUAGUUGUUGAAAAUUAAUCCACAGGCCCCAGCGAGGCGACCCCUGGUUUACAAGACCAGUGCUCUAACCACUGAGCUAUGAAGCCUUACCUGUUCCUGCUUUGUCCUCAUUACCAUAUGAAAGGUACUGACAAUCUUAUUGUAUCACUAAGGGGUGUGUCUGUCAUACCAGAAGUGAACACUAGAGCACCUUUACAGGACAGUCAUGCAAACCUAUCACAGAUAUCAAGUCAGUCAUAUCACAAGAGGAGCAAGUUAUGAUAUUUUGAUUGAAGAUUACUGACUAAUCAUUCUAAAACGCUGAUUUGGUGCUAAAGAAACAUUUCUUAUUAUUAUCAAUGUUGAAAACAGUUGUGCUGCUAUUUUGUUUUACAUCUUUUACACUGUCUUACCAGGACAUGUUCACGAUGGCUGAACAUCUAUAAUGUUUCUGAGCUUUCUUUUUUUGUUUACUCACAGUUGAACGCUUUAAACCAGACUUGUUGAACUCUCUUCUGUUGUACCACUACUCAUCUGUAAACUUAGUUUGAUGACCACUCAAAAAUAUCUGUCAGGCCCCAGCGAGAAUUGAACUCGCGACCCCUGGUUUACAAGACCAGUGCUCUAACCACUGAGCUAUGAAGCCUCACCUGAGCUGUGUAAGGCUUAAUUACCAUAUGAAAAGUACAUACAAAAAAAAAAAAAAAAAAAAAAAAGUCCUUCAAAGGGUGUGUCCAACAUUUGUUGACAAAUGACAAACACGUGAUUCAUGUGUCACAAAUGACAUCAUCAUCCGGUCCUAGUACAUCAUAAUUGUGCUGUGCAGAUCUAUGAACAACAACAAAAAAGACAACAGAGGCUAUUUUUUUUUGUUUAUGUGCCUGUGUUUUUUAUAUAUACUUAGACGUUUUAUAUGCUUAAACGAAAUAAAAGUUUUAAGUAAUAAUUCUCCAUAUAUUAGGUUUCCCCUACAUGUUUCCUAAAAAGAGAAAAUACACACAGAAUAAAUAAAAACUAAAUUUAUGCAAUGAAACAAAAUUAAAACAAUAUUUAUCCAAAUCAGGGUUGCCUAUAUUCUGUAAAGAUGAGAUCAGAAAGUUGCAGCGCCGCAUGUAGGGUGAAGUUUUACCUAUAUUCUGAAGACCUUGGUGUCCUUCCUAGAGUACAAAUGAUCUAUUUUGGUGGUUGUGUUCUAUUAACAAUCAUUUAUGCCAGCAAACACUUUUGAUAGUGGUUUAAAAUUGUCCUUUUGGUAUUAAUUAGGCCCCAGCGCCCUGGUUUACAAGACCAGUGCUCACCUGGCCUGUUAUUGUCUACAUUACCAUAUGAAAGGUGUUUCAGUAAGAUGUGUGUCUUUCUGUUGAGUUUCUUUUGUUUACGCUAUCCUACAAUCAUGUUUGCUUGGUUACAAUCUGUACUGAGUUUUGUUUUCUUUUUUGUUUGAAGGAUCAAGACCUUCAUAACCUUGUUUAAAGAUGACAAACAGGUGGUUGCUCAUGAUGCUUAACAUGCCUCUCAGUCUUUCUCUGGCUUCUCAGUUUACAGUAGAAUUUGUCUUGGUUACCAGUACCAGAGUGAGAUGUUAUUACAUCAUAUAAAUUUGAUCUAUCUCUGACAUGAAACAUUAUUGUCUUUCGGGACUACACUGCAUUACCAAUGUGUUCAAUAUCUUCCGAUUAACAAAAUAAGCAAGCUUGACCAGAGUUGUAUUUAGGAGAAGAAUUUAAAUGAAAUUAGUGUAAGACAGCUUUUUAGCAGAGAUCAGCCUACAAAGAAUCAAAACACAAGUUAUGACAGACCUUUACUAACAUACAUGGAGAUCCUGUAAUACACAAGAUGAGUGUGUGUGUGUGUGUGUGUGUGUGUAACCUGUUUGUCGGAAUUAUAUCAAUAAAAGGAGGAUUAUAUUAACUACUAGUAUUUGGAGUCUCGGGUUCGGGGUCUUACACUAAACACAGAAUUAUAUUAAAAAAAAUAAUUGUGCUUAAGAAAUGUGUCUGCACUCGCGAUUCAAAUAUCAAUUCAGUCACCAACUGCUUGAAUAAAAACACAUACACAGAAAUACGUUUCAAAAGGUGUUAUUUGUAUUCAGUGUGCCCUCUUUUUGUUUCUCUUUUUGUUAUAAACUGCAAACACUUUGCAGUAUAAUUGUCACUUGUUUAACAAAAAUAUAUUUGUGUACCUUCAAUGAAUUACAACAAUGAAUUAUCAAUGAAUUACCACAAACAAUGAAUUAUCAACAAUCACAAUUGAAUAAAAUAAAAUGAAAUAGACAGUCCAAACAGUCAGAAGAAAUGCGUAAAUCCUGAAUCAGGUUGAAAUGUGUUUGCUUCAAUUCAAAUCAGUGUAAGUGUAUGAAUGAAUGCCUACAGAAUCCUCGCCGAAACCAACGAUGAAGAACCGUUCACUCCUCACGAACGAGUCCUUGAAUCGCGCGAUUCACCCGAGUGAACUCCAACUCGUUUCUCCUGACACGAAUCCAAAAGAUCGCAACGUGAUGAAAUCGUCCACUCCCACCAAGCACACACAGCACACUCCAAAUCGCUAAUGCAAUAAAAGAGUUCAGGCAUACAAUUAAAGAAGAAUAUGCAAGGAUGGAUAUGAAUAAGCGAGAGCAGGAAUGCAGCUCGUAUCUCUCGCCACGAGC
This is a messenger RNA of Puntigrus tetrazona (Sumatra barb), 5968 nucleotides long. RefSeq names its product transmembrane protein 67 (gene tmem67). Gene Ontology annotation, biological process: cilium assembly. The transcript has 30 exons. Lineage: Eukaryota; Metazoa; Chordata; Actinopteri; Cypriniformes; Cyprinidae. Bases 28 to 3006 code for a protein of 992 amino acids. Gene Ontology annotation, cellular component: MKS complex; ciliary transition zone. The record is from RefSeq and is a predicted model, not a curated record.